Molecule: messenger RNA, 3952 nt
Organism: Baudoinia panamericana UAMH 10762
Lineage: Eukaryota; Fungi; Ascomycota; Dothideomycetes; Mycosphaerellales; Teratosphaeriaceae
Exons: 3
Coding region: 193-3507 (1104 amino acids)
Biological process (GO): protein import into nucleus
Cellular component (GO): nucleus; cytoplasm
Molecular function (GO): oxygen binding; heme binding; nuclear import signal receptor activity
Source: RefSeq, a predicted model, not a curated record
CCGACGGAGCAUGCAUUAUACCUCUCUGACACGCCGUUGUCGCGCCGACAAUCUCGCAGACGGUGAUCGCGAACGGAGCGUUGGAUCUCGUUGCUUUAACUGCGCGCCUCCACCCAUAUGCGGCGUAUGUGCAUGCAACGGCGGUAGUGAUUCAGAUCCAAAGCGGCGAGCCUUUCCCCACAAACAGUCCAGAUGGCUUCGAUGCUGCCGCCAGAGGUUCACGCAGCCUUGACACAAUUGCUACAAGUGCUUCAGUCUCCUGACAACACUACGCGAGGCCAAGGCGAGAGACAGUUGGAGUCAGAAUGGCUGGAGCAACGGCCAGACAUGCUCUUCAUGGGCCUUGCCGAGCAGAUGCAAGGCUCCCAAGACGACGGAAUGCGAGCAUUUGCGGCAGUACUCUUCCGUCGGACAUCAUACAAGACGACGAAAGAUGCCGUGUCAGGCUCUAUGAAAGAGAAGUUCCUGCAGCUCAACCAUGCCCAGCGCGCAGCGAUCCGGUCCAUGCUGCUACGCUGUCACGCUGCCGAGCAAGCCACGAACGUGAGGAACAAGAUCGCGGACGCCAUAGCCGAAGUUGCAAGACAGUACGUCGAGGAUGAGGUGUUGAACCCAGACGGCUCGAGGGACACCUGGCCGGAACUGCUGGCCGCUCUACAUCAUGCAAGUCAGUCACCUGAUGCUGGGAUGCGUGAAUCGGCGUUUCGAAUAUUCGAAAGCGCCCCGGGUAUCAUUGAGCGACAACAUGAGGCUGCCGUCCUCGACGUAUUCCAGCGAGGCCUCAAAGACGACGCGGUUGAAGUGCGGGUAGCGACGAUGGCAGCCUUUUCAUCCUUCUUUCAGACUCUGCAAAAGAAGUACCAGCAGAAGUACUACGCGCUCAUACCAGACAUACUGAACACUUUGCUGCCGCUGAAGGAGGCAAGUGAUUCUGACAAUCUCACCAAAGCGCUGAUGGCGGUUAUUGAGCUCGCCGAGCUUGCGUCGAAGAUGUUCAAGAACGUUUUCUCCGACCUCGUCCAACUCAGUAUCAGUAUCAUCCAGGACAAGGAGCUCGACGACCAAGCAAGACAGAAUGCGCUCGAACUAAUGGCAACCUUCGCCGACUGCAAUCCUGCCAUGUGCAAAAAGGAUCCACGUUACACUUCGGAGAUGGUUACUCAAUGCUUGUCGCUGAUGACGGAUGUCGGUGCUGACGACGAGGAUGCAGAAGAAUGGCAAGCGCAGGAAGACGUAGAGUUUGACGAAAGCGACUCGAAUCAUGUCGCUGGCGAACAGACGAUGGAUCGUCUAGCUAACAAGCUCGGUGGCCAAGUUAUUCUUCCGCCUACCUUCACCUGGUUACCGCGCAUGAUCACGUCCGGCUCGUGGCGCGAUAGACACGCUGCACUCAUGGCCAUCUCGGCCAUCUCAGAAGGCUGCCAGGAGCUUAUGGAGGGUGAACUCGACAAGGUGUUAGACCUUGUCGUGCCGGCGCUCAGAGAUCCGCAUCCGAGAGUGAGGUGGGCAGGGUGCAAUGCGCUCGGCCAGAUGAGCACCGAUUUUAAGGGCACCAUGCAGUCGAAGUACCAUCAGAUCGUCCUUCCGGCACUCAUAACGGUCCUUUCCGCUUCAGAGCCAAGGGUGCAAUCGCAUGCUGCCGCCGCACUUGUCAACUUUUGUGAAGAAGCGGAGAAGGAGACCUUGGAACCCUACCUCGACACCUUAUUACAAAAUCUCAUGCAAUUAUUGCAGAGCCCAAAGCGCUUUGUGCAAGAACAAGCCCUGUCCACGAUUGCGACGGUUGCAGACUCCGCUGAGAGCACGUUUGGCAAAUGGUACGGCCAGCUGAUGCCACUGUUGUUUAACGUGUUGCAGCAACCGAACGAACGUGAAAUGCGGUUGCUGCGUGCCAAGGCCAUGGAGUGUGCCACACUGAUUGCGCUCGCGGUGGGCAAGGAGCGUAUGGGCCAAGAUGCUAUCACCCUUGUAAACGUGCUUGGCAAUGUUCAGUCAAACAUCACCGAUGACGACGACCCGCAAGAGAGCUAUCUGCUCCAUUGCUGGGGACGCAUGUGCAGAGUGCUUGGCCAGGACUUCAUACCGUAUCUGCAAGCCGUCAUGGCACCUCUUCUAAAGCUCGCGCAGGCGAAGGCGGAUAUUCAGCUCCUUGAGAACGAAGAUAACGUGGCGCAAAUUGAGCAAGAAGAAGGCUGGGAGCUGGUGCCGCUGAAGGGCAAGUACAUCGGCAUCAAGACGAGUACGCUUGACGACAAGUUCAUGGCUGUUGAGCUGAUCACCGUCUACGCGCAACAUCUUCAGCAAGGGUUCGCGCCGUAUGUCAUUGAGAUCAUGGAGAAGGUUGCCAUUCCCGGACUUGCCUUCUUCUUUCACGAUCCGGUAAGGGUAGCUUCGGCAAAGGCCGUGCCGCAGUUACUCGGCUCGUACAAGGCCGCGUAUGGCGUGCAUUCACAAGAGUAUUUGAGUCUGUGGAAAAGCACGAUCGAGAAGGUGCUCGAAGUUCUGGAGACGGAGCCGGCGAUCGAGACCUUGGCGGAGAUGUACCAGUGCUUCUACGAGUCCGUCGAAGUCUCCGGCAAGGACUGCUUGUCGAAUGAACAUAUGGCUAUCUUCAUCACGUCAGCUGAGAGCGUUCUCAAGGACUUUCAAGCCCGUGUCAAGGCGCGACAAGACGAAGCCGCCGAACGGGAAGACGGCGAGGAGCCAGACGAAGAGGCCCAAUUCGCCAUCGAAGACGAUCAAACUCUCCUCUCAGACAUGAACAAAGCCUUCCACACAGUUUUCAAGCAGCAAGGCCAAACGUUCCUACCCCACUGGGAGCGGCUACUAAACUACUACGACCUUUUCGUCUCCAACCACGACGACACACAACGCCAAUGGGCCCUCUGCAUUCUGGACGACGUCCUCGAAUUCUGCGGCCCCGCCUCCUGGCACUACCACGCCCACAUAAUCCAGCCGCUGAUCGACGGCAUGCGGGACAACGCGCCCGCAAAUCGCCAAGCCGCCUGCUACGGCGCCGGCGUCGCAGCGCAUAAAGGCGGCGACGCAUGGGCGGACUUUGCUGCCGCCAGCCUGCCGAUAUUGUUUGAGGUGACGCAACGGCCUAAUGCGCGCGGCGAGGAGGAUGCGUUUGCCACGGAGAAUGCGUGCGCGAGUAUUGCGAAGAUUCUGCAUUUCAAUAAUGGUAAGGUCGGGAAUGUGCAGGAGGUGGUGCAACAUUGGGUGGACACGUUACCGGUCGUGAACGAUGAGGAGGCGGCGCCGUACGCGUACUCCUUCCUCGCUGAAUUGAUUGAGCGGCAAAACCCCGCCGUGAUGAAUCACGCAGCGCGUUGCUUCACCUUCGUGGCACAGGCGCUUGAGGCGGAAACGUUGCAGGGUAACAUGGCGCAAAGGAUUGUCGGCGCUGCUAGGAAACUGGUUCAGAUAGCUGGGCUGGAUGCUGAUCAGCUGCUCGCCGGGCUGCCGCCGGAGACGCAGCAGACUGUGCGGGCAUUCUUUGGAUAGUGUGUUGCUUUGUUGUCAAGGCGUGAGUCGGUGACUUCAGCAUCUAGCGGCACAGGAGACAGACCCACCUAUGAGUGCGCAACGACAGCAAUGUGCUGUCGGCUAUGCAUACACAUCGAAGAGCUCGGCAGAAAAACUUCAAGUUACAAUAAUGCGUCGAGUUCGCUUGUAUGAGAAGCGGGACAGUAGGUAUAGGUGAGUGAUGGGAACGUUUUUCCUAUUACUUGAGUGGUGACACGCAGAUCUAAGCUACGCUGUAGCUAGAGUCCAGUUCUUUGCGCCCUCUAUCUGCUGGCAGUUCCAGACGAACGUUGCUAGACCGCAACUUGCUUUUAGUACGCCGCGACUGAUUUCCUGUCAUAAAUACAAAGGCUGCGAAGCAGCAAUGAUGUGCUACCCGCUGGGUCUUACAGCGAACGCCAUGCCGUACUGUCCGACCGCCAUC